Molecule: messenger RNA, 4004 nt
Organism: Branchiostoma floridae (Florida lancelet)
Lineage: Eukaryota; Metazoa; Chordata; Leptocardii; Amphioxiformes; Branchiostomatidae
Cellular component (GO): membrane
Molecular function (GO): protein binding; calcium ion binding
Source: RefSeq, a predicted model, not a curated record
CCUCCAUGCAGACCCUCCUGUUGGUGUGCUCAUUUGCAUAUAUGGGACUUUACCAUGCUCCCGCUACCAAAUCUCACAGCACUUGCUGUCCAUUUCUGUCUCCAGUAGCCUGGCUUGUUGCUGCUGUCCUUGGCCCCGAGCCUCAGUGUGGCACCAGUACAGCUGAGUGCACCUGCCAGCCAGGUGUGCGGGGAAAUCUCACGGCAUGUUCCAUCUGCACCUGUAAGGCUGUCGGAGAAACAGACGUUCUCAACUGUCUGCCUACAGUGGAUGGUGGUUGGUCGCCAUGGUCAGAGUUUACCAGCUGCAGUGUCCACUACGGGCUCGGGCUCCAGACCAGAACCCGAACCUGCGACAACCCCCUGCCACAGAACAACGGUGCCAUGUGUGAGGGGCAGCUUUCACAAACUAAGUCCUGUGACAGUUCAGACCUCAGAAUUCGGGUAGUUGGUGGCUCAGUUGCAAAUGAAGGUCGGCUAGAAGUUCGGCUGUCUGACACGGACAGCUGGGGGACGGUUUGUGAUGACGGGUUUGACAUGAAUGACGCAGCUGUUGCCUGUAGGAUGCUGGGAUACACUGAAGCAAUGGAAGUCCGUUGUUGCACACAUUACGGACAAGGCUUGGAGAACAUCUACAUGGAUGACCUUGGGUGCACUGGGAAUGAGAACAGCCUGUUAGACUGCAUGUACGCAGGUUGGGGACUUCACAACUGUGGUCAUGGUGAGGACGUUGGUGUCGUCUGUGGCAGCCCGGUAAUAAAUAUCCCAGAAUCAUGCCAGGUGGGAAAUGAGGCAUCCUAUCGAGGAACAGCCAGCGUGACCAAAACAGGCAGGACGUGUCAGCGCUGGGACAGUCAGACACCUCAUGGACACACCUUGACACCUGUCAAUCAUCCGUCAUCCGGGCUGGACGAGAACUACUGCCGGAAUCCAAACAGCUCACCAGGCGUUUGGUGCUACACCACGGAUAAUAGCACGAGAUGGGAGUAUUGUGAUGUACCAACAUGUGAAUGCCAGGUGGGAAAUGAGGCAUCCUAUCGAGGAACAGCCAGCGUGACCGAAACAGGCAGGACGUGUCAGCGCUGGGACAGUCAGACACCUCAUGAACACACCUGGACACCUGUCAAUCAUCCGUCAGCCGGGCUGGAGCAGAACUACUGCCGGAAUCCAGAUGGCAGUCAAGGGGCUUGGUGCUACACCACGGAUAAUAGCACGAGAUGGGAGUAUUGUGAUGUACCAACAUGUGAAUGGAGAGUGGCCCUUCAGGAUGGAGGUUCGUACUACGGCAGGGUGGAAGUGUAUAACGGCAUGUCUUGGGGCACAGUCUGUGACGCAUUAUUCGGAACCAAUGCAGCAAAUGUCGUCUGUCGUGAGUUGGGCUUCUACGGAUCACAGAGUUACCACGCAGGAGCACUCUAUGGCCAGGGCACGGGUGCGAUCAUACGGAACAUGGGCUGCAGUGGACAAGAGGAGAAAUUUCAGGACUGCGAGACUCAGUGGGGAGUGACAGACUGUACACACAGCCAGGAUGUGUCAGUUGUCUGCAUGCGUACGUGCAACCUCUCACCCUGCCAGAAUGACGCAACCUGUACCGACAACGACAUCCAGGAACCCAUCUGCGCCUGCGAUGCACCAUGGGAAGAGGAAGUCUGCAACCACACUGCUGCUGUACGAGACAUUGACGAGUGUGUGAGCAGCCCCUGCAGAAACGGUGCCGUGUGCUUAGACAGAUUCAACGGCUACCUGUGCCAGUGUCCUCCAGGUUACAAAGGCCUUCAUUGUGAAACAGAUGAUUCGGCAUAUUCUUCCUGCCAUCCCCAGUCCUCAGCCUGCACCUUGUUGUCUCCCCUGAUCCCCGGUCUACCUCCAGUUCACCGAUGCGACAUUCAGACAGGAAUCGCUGAAUGGACCCGCAGCUGCAUCAGCAACUGUGAUUGGUCAAACACAAACCAAUCAGAGCAUCUAGUGCUAGAGGCUGUUCCAGGUGCCAGUGACACCCCCUUGUAUGAAUGGUCAGUGGUGGAGCAUCCUGGGGAAUUCGAGGGUCUCCAUAUAACGAGUCGUGUGCCUGAAGUUGUCAUCGCAAGCAACACAUUUCAUGUGGAAGGAACCUAUAGUCUGCGUGUGGUCAACCACAACCAAGUCUGCAGCAAUGGCCUCGCAGUGUCCGAGUGGAAGUUCACAGUUCGGGGUCCCCCUGCUCUGUGGGACGAGACUCUGUCGACUCCCUGUGUGUUAGAACGUGCAGGGGCAGGCGGAUGUGUCUGCUGCGGUGAGUUUGUCCAUGACCUUGGCCAAGUCACCUACAAGUUUCGACGGAUUCCGUCUGUGAAUGUGGAGAAGGGCAGAGUUCAGUUCCCACCAGAUGAACCUUUCAUGGAGACACCACUGCCAUUGACACCUUAUAUCAGCCAGGUUCCAUGGUACUGCUCAAGGUUCUUCCCCCCAACAGACUUCAUCAUGGAGGUGGAGGUUAUAUCUGUGGAUGGGAGAGUCUCAGCACUCAACAUCACGGAGGGGACUGUGGAUGUUGGAGCAGUGAUUCUUGAAAUUACGGAUGGCCUGUUGCAGACGGAUUUCUUAGACAUCAAUGAUGUCAUGGACCAGUCUACUCUCCUAGCCAUUGGUGCUGCGGAACCAGAGAAACUCUCCAAAAAUUUGACACUGCUUAUUGCAAAUGGGCUAGAACGAUCAGCAGAUGCCAUGAGAAUGAUGGUAGAGAACAACACAAGCAGUGGCGUCUCAGUGAAAGAACUCAAUGUAGUGUCUGGUAACAUCUUCACAGGGUUCACAAUCCUCUUGGAGGCUACUGCCACCUCAGCUGGGACUGCUGAGUCCGAUUUGCAAGAUGAAGAGGCAAUUGAAGCUAACAAUAAAACAGCCAGUGCUGCCUUCAAGGGAAUCAGCAACAUCCUUCACACGUACGACACCCUGUUGCCAGACAAUGGGACUGCAACACUGGAGAUGUCAGUGUUGCAUGCCAAGGUCCAUAAGGAAGUUUGUGAAGUUUCCGAAGUUGACCAGAAAAAGGUGUUCACGGUCAACAACGCCUUGUUUGUAGUCCCAGCGUUCAACACACUCCUUGCUAAUGGAUGUGAAGAGGCAGAGAGCUUUGGAGUGGAGGUGAUCAACUCCGACUUCAAUCCUUUCCGGUACUCGGAAAACUCCCCUGAUGUGGGGUCGGAGGUGGUGGGCCUCACCGUGUGGAGGGGACGAGACAGACAGCCGGUACACCACCUCCCCAAACCUGUGGACAUGAUCAUCCACAGGGACAAACAACACACAACAAGCAGUGUGUACAAGCACACAGGCUGGAUUAGAAGCUGGGAUGACAUUGCUGUUGUCCCCUUCCGCCCCCAGAGAGCCAGGACUGCUCUCACCAUCCUACUCAACAUCACCAGCACCAGCCACCCAGACCUGGACAUGCCACACAUGCAGCUGGUGUGGCAGAAGGCAUCGGCACCGACUACCGACAGCUUCAAAGCUGCCAACUGGACGACUGUGCUGCCUGUGCCACAGGCCCAGCUGUAUACACUACAGCUGCCGCACACGUACAACAAUACAAACCUGACGUCCAACCCGUACUCAUGGCUUCUGCCUUCUGAAGCUUUGAGUGUUUCAGAGUGGGACAUACAAAUCAAUAUGACUUUCUACUUAGGUGUAAAAUAUGCAGCAGAAGACACCAGCAAUCCUGUGAAGACCACGUUCACAGUGUCUGUAUUGGAAAGUGCAUGUGUCUAUUUUGGAGAAAACUCUUCCCACCUGUGGGAAGGUGAUGGGUGCAAGGUGGGCCCGCUGUCCAACACCACCCACCUCCACUGCCGCUGUGACCACCUGACCAAGUUUGCAGGGUUCGUCCCUCCCAAUCCAAUCAACUUUGACGUAGCGCUGAGCGCAAACAUUGCCGAGAACCCGAUGGGGCUCAUCGCUGUCCUGUCCGUGUUCGGUCUGUUCCUGCUGGGAUAUCUGACGGCAAGAAAGGCCGACAGAAUGGACCUCAUAAAG